AUGACGGGUUAUGAAGCCCGGCUCAUUACUUUUGGGACAUGGAUGUACUUCGUUAACAAAGAGCAGCUUGCAAGAGCUGGAUUUUAUGCUAUAGGUCAAGAGGAUAAAGUACAGUGCUUUCACUGUGGAGGAGGGCUAGCCAACUGGAAGCCCAAGGAAGAUCCUUGGGAACAACAUGCUAAAUGGUAUCCAGGUUGCAAAUAUCUGCUAGAAGAGAAGGGACAUGAAUAUAUAAACAACAUUCAUUUAACCCGUUCACUUGAGGGAGCUCUGGUACAAACUACCAAGAAAACACCAUCACUAACUAAAAGAAUCAAUGAUACCAUCUUCCCUAAUCCUAUGCUACAAGAAGCUAUACGAAUGGGAUUUGAUUUCAAGGACGUUAAGAAAAUAAUGGAGGAAAGAAUUCAAACAUCUGGGAGCAACUAUAAAACGCUUGAGGUUCUUGUUGCAGAUCUGGUGAGCGCUCAGAAAGAUACUACAGAAAAUGAAUCGAAUCAGACUUCAUUGCAGAGAGAAAUCAGCCCUGAAGAGCCGCUAAGGCGUCUGCAAGACGAGAAGCUUUGUAAAAUCUGCAUGGACAGACAUAUCGCUGUUGUUUUUAUUCCUUGCGGACAUCUGGUCACUUGUAAACAAUGUGCUGAAGCAGUUGACAGAUGUCCCAUGUGCAGCGCAGUCAUUGAUUUCAAGCAAAGAGUUUUUAUGUCUUAA
Messenger RNA from Pan troglodytes (chimpanzee), 711 nucleotides. RefSeq names its product baculoviral IAP repeat containing 8 (gene BIRC8). Gene Ontology annotation, biological process: negative regulation of apoptotic process; positive regulation of canonical Wnt signaling pathway; positive regulation of protein ubiquitination. Bases 1 to 711 code for a protein of 236 amino acids. Lineage: Eukaryota; Metazoa; Chordata; Mammalia; Primates; Hominidae. Gene Ontology annotation, molecular function: ubiquitin protein ligase activity; cysteine-type endopeptidase inhibitor activity involved in apoptotic process. The transcript has a single exon. The record is from RefSeq and is marked provisional. Gene Ontology annotation, cellular component: cytoplasm; nucleus.